This is a messenger RNA of Girardinichthys multiradiatus, 4201 nucleotides long. Its product is annotated as gastrula zinc finger protein XlCGF57.1-like. The transcript has 2 exons. The record is from RefSeq and is a predicted model, not a curated record. NCBI's taxonomy places the organism in Eukaryota, Metazoa, Chordata, Actinopteri, Cyprinodontiformes, Goodeidae. The coding region runs from base 60 to 1886 and encodes 608 amino acids. Gene Ontology annotation, molecular function: DNA-binding transcription factor activity, RNA polymerase II-specific; RNA polymerase II cis-regulatory region sequence-specific DNA binding. Gene Ontology annotation, biological process: regulation of transcription by RNA polymerase II.
UCCAAAACAUAACAUGAGCAGCGUUAGCUUUAAUUCAGUGUGAGGUUAAAACGGGUUAGAUGUGUGAGCUUUAUAUGGGAAUGUGUGCAGUAAAAAUGUCUCCAGUUCAGCCCCAGAGAGAGAUGAUGAACGAGCUGUUAACUCCUGCUGAAGAAACAUUUACUGAGUUUAAAGGAAUCAUCGUCAAGACCGAGGAAGAGCUCGAUGGUCAGCACAGACUGCUGGAUUUCAGCCGGAUCCCCCUGAUCAUCUUACACCGAAUAGACUUGCCUCAACAUUAUGAUUUUCAAGGAGAGAAGGUUUUUAACGACCAGCGGCUGUGUAGCCUGGAGUGGAACUCCAGUUUAGACCACGAGGAACUAGAAACUCUGCAAAUAAAAGAGGAACAGGAGGAUCUGGAACAUUGUUUGAUAAAAGAGGAACAGGAGGAUCUGGAACACCUACAAAUAAAAGAAGAGCAAGAAGAACAUGAACAUCUGCCGACAAAAGAGGAUCAGGAGGAACUACUCUAUGUAAAGAUAAAAGAAGAAGAGAAAGAUCUUCAUCCAGAAGCAGCUCUUACUAAUAAGGAAAAAUACUGCAAUGAACCAAACAGGAACCGACUCAACUUUCAGAACCUUCCUGAAGCUAAGAACCAGAAUCAGGAAGGAAGCAAUGAAGAAAUUUCCGGAUCAAGGAAAGCAGAAGCAGCGAGACAAAAUAAAAGACUUCAGAAAACCAGACAGCAGAAAAAUGAUGCUGGAAAAGCAAAACGUAAAAUGCUUAAGAAAAACUAUUCAGGUAAGAGCCUGUAUUCUUGUAAAAUGUGCAAUGAAGCAUUUUUUCAUAAUAGUACCUUCAUUAGACAUCUCAGAACUCAUACAGGUGAGAAGCCUUUUUCAUGUACAACCUGUGGAAAAUGUUACAGUCAAAAAGGUCAUUUAACAGAUCACAUGAGAACUCACACAGGUGAGAAACCAUUCUCAUGUACCAUUUGUGGAAAAAGCUUCAGUCAAAAGAGCCAUUUAACAAUUCAUGUGAGAAUUCAUGCAGAUGAGAAGCCUUUCCCCUGUAUGACCUGUGGGAAAAACUUCAGCCAAAAAGGUCAACUGGCUUAUCACAUAAGAGGUCACACAGGUGAGAAGCCUUUUUCAUGUAUUGUUUGUGGAAAACGUUUUGGUCAAAAAAGUAAUUUAACUUAUCAUAUGAGAAGUCACACAGGCGAAAAGCCUUUUUCAUGUAUAAACUGUGGAAAAAGUUUUAGUUUAAAAGGUAAUUUAAUGUAUCACAUGAAGAACCAUGCGUGUGAUAAGUUUUUCCACUGUGUUACUUGUGGAAAAAAAUUCUGUAAGAUUGAAACUUUUACAACUCACUUGAAAACUCACACAGGUGAGAUGCCUUUCUCAUGUAUCACCUGUGGAAAGACAUUCAGCAAAAAAAAGAGUUUUAAUACUCACCUAAGAACUCACACUGGUGAGAAACCUUUCUCAUGUAAAAUGUGUGGGAAAAGUUACAUUCAGAAAAGUAGCUUGACCUAUCAUAUGAGAAUACACUCACCUGAGAAACCGUUUUCAUGUGAUACUUGUGGGAAAAGUUUCAGUAAAAAAGAUAUUUUCACAUCUCACUUGAAAAGCCACACAGGUGAGAAGCCUUUCUUGUGUAAUACUUGUGGAAAACAGUUUAGUCGCAAAAGUUUUUUAACAGUUCACUUAAGGGUCCACACCGGUGAGAAGCCUUUCACGUGUACUACUUGUGGGAAAUGUUUCACUCGGAAAAGUUUUUUAACGGUUCACAUGAGAACUCACACAGGUGAAAAGCCUUUUUCAUGUACAUGCUGUGGGAAUACUUUCAGGCAAAGGGCUCAUUUAGUUUGUCACAUGAGAACCCACACAGAUGAGACAAUGUAAUCUGAUGAAAAUUUUGAAAUUAUUUGAUCAGUUAUUAUUUAGAGGCUGGAGUAACCAAGAAGUAAAAAAGCUUUUCAAAUACAUACUACAAAAAAUGUUUCAAAAAAUUUAUAUUUUCCUUGAAAACCUUAGCUUCUCAUUUUAGGGGGAUUUUCUUAGCAUGUAAAUAUUCAUCAGUGUAUCAUAGAAUAACAUGCUGGCAGUUUUGGACUGUAAUGAAUGUGAUUUUAGAGCAAAAUACACCAUUUGCUAUCUUUAUCUUUUCUAUCUCACUUUCUCUUCAGCAGGCAAAUACUACUGAUGAUAUGAUCACAACUGCACAGCUUUUAGAUUUACCAACGUGUGAUAAUAUUUGAAAUUUUAUGAAAUAGGUAUUAGGGGUGUUUUGGUACAUCCAGUUUAAGAGACAAGACAAAGUGAAAUUCAUUAUAUUGAGACCAGUUUUAGCAACACUAUUGGGAAAAACGAAUAGUACCCAUUUGUUUUGUUUAAUACAGAAAUACAGUAAAGGUUUGAGAAAUGACGGUUGUAAAGAAUCUGUAAUUAGUAUAGGUUUUAGUUUUUACUUGUAGAAUUAACAUGUAAUUGAUGUCAAACUGUGUUUUUAAGAAUCUCUGGUGAGUUUAUGGUUUUAUAAACUUACCAGAGGUUUGGUUAUUCUAAAUAUUUUAGAUUUUGAACCAGAAAGGAUCAAAUGCAGUCUUGCUUUGUUAAAAAAAAAAGAAGUGAAACCACCCUGUGUUGCAGCAUAAAUAGUAUCCUUUCAAUUGGAAGCUAGCUUUAGCGUCAUUGACGACUAAUGGUUAGCUUGGCACAGAAUUCUCACAGUCGCUCAGAUCUGAUCUGUCACCAUUCCUUUUUUAAAUGCUGCCAAACAAAGAAUUUAAACAUGUUGCAGGCUUCUUUAUUGUUUAAUCAGAAUCAGCUUAAUUGGCCAAGACUGUGUGCAGAAACAAGGAAGUUGACUUCGGUUUGCAGUACUCACAGCGUACCAACACUGUAAAUAUAUAAACCUUAGAGGAAAUAAAAAUAAGGAUAAAUGAGCAGUAUGUACAUGCAUGUCUAUGACCUGCCAUUUUUUAUAAACAAAAACGAAAGGCAGGUUGUGAUGUUUCAAAUAUGCUUAUUUUGUUUCACAGUGGAGUAGCUGACUACUCCAGCUGUAAGGAGUUCAUUGUGUUCAUCAGACAGGCUGAGGGGAAGAAACUGUGUCUGUGGCAGCUGGUUUUUGCAAAUGGCAAUCUGUAGUGAAGACCUGAAGGUAAAGGUCUAAGGACAGACAGCCAAAGUGUAAUAAACAAUAAGUUCUGCAGAGAGGAUCAUCCGGGCUGACCUUCCUUUCAUCCAGGAUGUGUGGGGUCUGCAAAGAUGUUAGCUGCCCUUUAUCCUGAUCCUAGACCUGUACAAGACUUGGAUGGAGGAAAGGUUAGCCCCGAUGAUUCUCUGUCCAGACCUAAUUGUUUUGUUGCAGUCUGGACCUGUCCUGUUUUGAAACCAAGUGUAAGGCUAGCCUGACAAGCACUUUGUGAAGAAACUCAACACAACAGGGCCAUUCAAGAAUAACUCAAAUACCAAAUGUCUCAAAGAAUUCAAAAUGUCUCAAAAUCCAACAUAGUAUCAAGCUUAAAACACUCGCCUUAAUUUGUGUGGCUCAUAACAACUCAGACCUGCUUCACUAGAUAAGGUCACAUGCUGAAAGAGAUGAAAUAGUUCUGGGAGAGAUCAACAUCACUUUAACCAGAAAUAUCGUUAAAAAACAAUAUUGUGAGAUCGCACUGGCUAUUGAUUUCUUUUUAAUAUAGUUUUACUGAAUAUAUUGCUUUUUUUAAGCAACACAAGCAACACUGAAUUGUUAAUUUGUUUGUCCCAUAUUUAUUAUAAAAUGCACAAACUUUAUUUUCAGUAGUUUGGAAUUUUGGUUUUUAGUUUUAGCCUUCCUUUUUUUAUUUGUGAGUUUUAAAACUUUUUUAUUAAAGGGAAUAAGUACCAUAACAUUAUUUCAGUGAUGAAUAAUGAAAAAAUACCAUGCAAUGUUUAUAUCCAAGAGAUUUGAUUAUUUCUAUGUAUCGAUAAAUUAAGUGUACAGUAUGUGACACACUAGGUUUUUGUCACAACUCCACUACACAAUGUUAUUUUAAGAAUGGUACAUUCUGUGCAAUAUGGUUCUGGUGAUUUUAUGAAAUGUGUGCAAUGUUUAUUCAUUUAAUCUUUUAUGGACCACAUUGUACAUGUUUGAGUAUUUCUUUAAUAUGAAGGUUGUUUUUCUUCAACAUGUUCUGUUUCUCAGACAUGACAAUAAAGACCUGACUGAUUCA